UCGACAGUUUAUUAUCGGAGGUAGUUUUGGUGACUUCAACUGACUUCCGCUUGUCAUUCAGCUGCUCGACGUUGUGCAUUUACUCAGCUAUUUCAUCUCAGAAGCUGAUUUUCACCGACAGACGCGAUGACACUUUUUCACUUUGGAAACUGCUUUGCCCUGGCCUAUUUCCCUUACUUCAUCACAUACAAAUGCAGCGGCCUCUCGGAGUACAAUGCUUUCUGGAGAUGCGUCCAGGCAGGAGCGACGUACCUGUUUGUCCAACUUUGCAAAAUGCUGUUUCUCGCUACAUUUUUCCCAACCUGGGAAGGAGGAGCCGGUGUUUAUGACUUUGUAGGGGAGUUCAUGAAGUCCACAGUGGACCUGGCUGACCUGCUGGGUCUCCAUCUGGUGAUGUCUCGUAAUGCUGGGAAAGGAGAGUACAAGAUCAUGGUCGCUGCCAUGGGCUGGGCGACAGCAGAGCUUGUCAUGUCGAGGUUUCUUCCCCUGUGGGUCGGCGCCAGAGGAAUCGAGUUUGAUUGGAAGUACAUCCAGAUGAGCUUUGACUCAAACAUUAGUUUGGUCCAUUACAUCGCCMUGGCAGCUGUUGUGUGGAUGUUCACCCGAUAUGACCUCCCUAAGACCUUCAGGCUGCCUGUGACUGUGCUGCUGGCUCUGUGUGUGUACAAAGCCUUUUUAAUAGAGUUGUUUGUCCAUGUCUUCAUGCUGGGCAGCUGGACGGUCUUGCUGGUGAAAGCCGUCCUGACCGGCGCCGUCUCUCUCUGCUCACUGUUCCUGUUUGUCACUCUGGUUCACAGCAGCUGAAGAAAAAGCAGCAGGCCGUAAAACGACCCUCGACAGCCUCGGCUCAAACUGGAGGAAAGAUUUUCAUAAGUCAGAGUCUGAGCUGUGAAGCUUUAAAGGAGGGCCACUUGGAGUUGACUGACAUGAUCCACCAACUGGUUCAGCUUCCAGUUCUUCCAGUUUGUUUCAUUGGUUAUGAGUCCAGGAGGAAAAAGAGCGUUUUCUGGGUAACAUUUCUACCCAACUUUUCACUGAAUUAGUUGAAGCAAAGGGACGAACGUCAACAUCAGAAUACUUCUUCAGUGUGACUGGAUUCUGUUUGUUUUUAAGAUGUGAAUUUUGUAUUGAUGUAACUACAAAUGAAUUAACACUUAAUAAAAAAAUACAUUUCUCAUUACA
This is a messenger RNA of Poecilia reticulata (guppy), 1182 nucleotides long. RefSeq names its product transmembrane protein 147 (gene tmem147). The record is from RefSeq and is a predicted model, not a curated record. Lineage: Eukaryota; Metazoa; Chordata; Actinopteri; Cyprinodontiformes; Poeciliidae.